Messenger RNA from Daphnia magna, 1145 nucleotides. RefSeq names its product vegetative cell wall protein gp1. The record is from RefSeq and is a predicted model, not a curated record. The transcript is spliced from 5 exons. NCBI's taxonomy places the organism in Eukaryota, Metazoa, Arthropoda, Branchiopoda, Diplostraca, Daphniidae. Bases 87 to 1058 code for a protein of 323 amino acids.
AGCGUUUACAAAGAAAACGAUAAAAGACGAUCAGGCAGUCGACCAUGCGCAUGCCACAGUAUAUAAAGGACAAGACGUGCUACUAAAUGCAUCUCACUCCCUUCCCAACUCUCAUCGUCACCAUGUCACGUUGCCAAAUUUUAAUUUUGGGGCUUUUCCUUCAUGAGACCAUUUUGUGGGUAAAUGGAGCUGCAGUUCCCUCUUUUGGAAAUACACAAUCGCAAUUUCCAAAAGAUGCCACAGACAGCGUGCGAAAUGCAUCUUCACCAUCUGACUUCAAGUCAUUCAUGCAAAUGGAACAAAUGCGUCAGAAUAGUCCACCAUCCCAACCGCCCGUAAGACCAUUUGGAACUAUGCCUAGCAUGUUCCAAAUGCUUCCACCAAACGCACUACCAAGCUUCGCUAUGAUGCCGCAACCGCCGAAUCCCAGCAUGACCAUGAUGCAGCAUACAACCACUCCACCAACCAUGAUGAACAAUCCCAGUCAACAAGGACAACCACAGCUGCCUAAACGAGAAAUUUCUCCAGUGGCCGAUGCCAUUACCGCCAAUCAUGCACCAAUUUUGAACAGCAACAGCACCCGUACUAACAACAACACACGUCGGGAAACGGAGCCAACUACAGCUAAGCCAGCAGCUACUAUUCGUCAACCGACCCAGGAAACAACUCUAGAUACGGAACAGAAACAGUCUGACGGAUCAAAAAUCCAACAAGCAGCAGUGAACCCCUUCGUAAUUCCCCAACAUCCUCCUCAACCUAUUCCUAUGACACCAUUCAACCCGAUGAUGCAACAAUUGAACCCGAUGAUGCAGCCAUUCGGUCCGAUGAUGCAUCAACCCCUCUUCAUCGAUCCAAUGGGGCGCUUGAUGAUGCUCGUACCAUUUGAUCCAUCCCGCUUGAAUCUAGCUGCCCAAGCAGGACCUCAGGGACCUCAAGGCCCUCCAUUGCCCAUUCAAAUUCCUUUCGGUCAACCCCAACUACGCCCUGUUAUGCCCGACUUUAGCAAACAGCCCCCUCGAAUGCCAGCUACAUCCAAGAAUGAAACUACUUCGAGUUGAACAUCUAUUAUCUAGGAUAUCUACUGUUAUGGAAUUUGUAAAUUUACUGCGUACACGAAUAGAGAAAUACAUACUAUGUAAAAAGAA